Cavenderia fasciculata is the source of this 3219-nucleotide messenger RNA. It is a transcript of the gene dokA, whose product is annotated as histidine kinase. Lineage: Eukaryota; Evosea; Eumycetozoa; Acytosteliales; Cavenderiaceae. Gene Ontology annotation, biological process: signal transduction; phosphorylation. The record is from RefSeq and is a predicted model, not a curated record. Gene Ontology annotation, molecular function: phosphorelay sensor kinase activity. The coding region runs from base 1 to 3219 and encodes 1072 amino acids. The transcript has 2 exons.
AUGUCAGUAAACAAUGCAAGUGACAUUCUUCAUAUAUUACCAAUGCCGGUACUCAAUAUAUUUCUAUCGGCCUCUUCAAUCAACGGUACAUCCAACCAAUAUUUAUGUAAUCUUUUGUCUGCACAAUCUGACGACAUUGUAAAGUCGGUACUGGGAAACGACUCAGCCUAUAAUCCAAAUCUAAAUUCUGGAAACCAACAACAUCAACAUCAACAACAACAACAACAACAACAUCAUUGCGAACCUUCAGAUUCAACAGAAACCUCACCAUCCUCUUUUAUAUAUAAUGACGCACACCUUCAAUCUUCCAUAUCACCACUAUCAUCUCCAACCACUACCAGCUCACCUUAUCAUAUUUCAGCGACCGUUCAAGCAAUGGUAUCUUCAGAGUUGUUACCAAACCCUGCUUCUUCUUCUUCACAAUCCACUAAUAAUAAUAAUAAUGAAAAUAAUAAUAGUACUAACAAUAAUAAUAAUAACGGCGUCAACAACAACAACAACAAUACAAUUAGAAGCAGGCUUGAAUUAAUUCAAUUAGAUUUUGAUAGAAAAUCACAAAUAGAUAUGGAGAUUAAAAAUCAACGAUUGUUUCAACAACAACAACAACAGCUACAUCAACGUCACCAAAGAAUGAAUUUAUCAUCAUCUACGUCGUCUCUCUCAUCGACCGAGGACGACGAUACAGAUGACGACGAUUGCAGUGUCAGCAGUAGUAGCAGCAGUACUACCGGCGGCGGCAUUGGUAGUAGUAAUGGUGGUCGCCACCAAUCGUACAAUAGCUAUCGUCGUCGUAGUAGCCAUGACAUUUAUGGCGAAGAGGAAGAUAUGGAAGACGAUGAUGACGACAGUCAUUUAGAAUCCAUCUACCAAUGUAUUUUUGAAUCCUACACCCAACAAAGAAUAAUAUCACAACCAGUACUCCUUAAUAACCUAUCGAGCCAACACCAAUACUCUGCGACACUUGUCGUUCGACCACUAUCCGAUGGAUGUUGUUGUUUCUUUCAAGAGAUAUCGCAACCAAGAACACCAUCUGGAUUAACCAUUUUCAAUAACCAACUUCGAAUGCUCACCUCUAUUCCCGAGGACAUCCAACCAACACCCUAUCAAGGUGGUUUUGCAAAGUUGUUUGAACACUUUGACAACCUCUCGGCCAUGUUUCAAUCGUCACCAGUCAUUGUUUGGCGUACCAAUUCCAAGGGAGAGAUGGUCUAUUUCAAAAAAAUGGAUGACAAUCGUUGCCAGGGUCGUUCUCUAGAAGAGUUUCUUCUCUGGGUGCACCCCAGCAACCGCUCCGAACUCACCGAUAAAUUCAAAACCAUCCAAAUCGAGGGUGCGUCAUCGUUAGAGUCACCGGCCAACAUCCAACAGGCAUUCUAUUUUAUGACGGGGAUGGAUUCCCGUGACUAUCUCUUGUAUGUGCUUCGUGGCUACAAGGUACAGUCUAAUGAACAGGUUGGAUGGGUGGGUGUGUCAUUCUCGUUUGUCAUGAACGAAGGUGCCAUUGUUUCUGUGCGUGAAGAGGUCUCUCUUGAAUCAAUGUUUCAACGUUUCAAGUCGGUCUGUGAAAUGCCACGUGGCGAGCGACUCAAGCUUGGCAUUGAAGACGACUUUUUAUCGGGCGAAUCCUUUUCCAAUUUGCUCAAGGAAAAGAAACUGCUCAUGACCGAGGACGAGAAAAAGACGUUCCAGCGUUGUCGUGACACCUACAAUAUAUUGUUCAAGCUUUCGCUCCUUGGUGUUAUGUUUUCAACGCUCAAGGGUACUAUUAUCGAUGCCAACGAUGCUUUUCUCUCCACCUUUGGUUAUAGUCGUAGCGAUCUAGAGAAUGGACACGUCGAUUGGAUGAUGAUGACCCCACCCGAAUACUAUGAAAUCAGCGCUAGAGCUCUCCAGGAACUAAAGAGCAAGAGAUGGUGUCAACCAAUUGAAAAGGCAUACUUUCAUCGAAGUGGUGCCAAAGUACCUGUACUCAUCUCUGCUGCCAUGGUCGAUGGUACAGACGAACAGUGCAUCACUUUUGUCUUUGAUCUCUCCCGGUAUCGUCAGGCCGAAGAGUCUGCCAUCCAAGCCAACAAACUCAAGUCACAAUUUAUUGCCAACAUUUCGCAUGAACUUCGUACACCGUGUCAUGGUAUCCUCGGUAUGACACAAAUCAUUUUGGACAGCAAGGAAUUGACACCAUCACAGCGAGACAAUGCCGAAACUAUCAAAAAGUCGACAGACAAUCUUGUUUCAUUGAUUGACGAUAUUUUGGAUUUCAGCAAGAUCGAAUCGGGCAAGAUGACACUUGAUUUUUCAUCUUUUGAAUUGGUUUCAAUGGUUGAACAAGUGCUUCAUGAACACUCUAAGCUAUCCAAUGCCAAGGCUAUCGAUCUCGUCUUUAUCAUGGGUCGUGAAUAUCCAGUGCCACCAGUACUCUUUGGCGAUCGUAAACGUAUCAAACAAAUCCUCAGCAAUCUCGUUAGUAAUGCCGUCAAGUUUACCGAAGCCGGUCAUGUUUUGAUUGAAAUCUCUACCGAAUACGAGUCGGGUGAUCAAAUCUCACUCAAAUUCUCGGUACAAGACACUGGUAUUGGUAUUCCACACGAAAAUGCCAGUCAACUCUUUGUACCAUUCAUUCAACUUGAUGGUUCUAGUUCUCGUAAGCAUGGAGGCAGUGGCCUUGGUCUUUCAAUCGUUAAAGAGUUGGUCGAUCUCAUGGGUGGUACCCUUUCCUUUGAAAGUAAAAAGGGUCAAGGUUCUACUUUUUGGUUUAGUCUAAAACUAUUGAUUGCUGCUCCAAAUUAUUUGCCAUCAAGUGUUCCACCUGCAAAUCAAUUCUUUUAUCCUGAAUUUAGACAAUUUAAUUCUGAAAUUACUAAAAAGGUAUUGGUAGUAGAACCAAAUCAAAAAUUACGUAUGUCAAUUCAUUCAAUAUUGACAGCUAUUAAAUAUGAAUCAAUGGAAUCUCUUAGAAUUGAAAAUGCAAUUGAUAUUUUCAGAAUGGCAAAGAAAAUGGACUCACCAUUUGAUAUAAUCAUGGUGAGUGAUACUUCUGGAUUUAUUAAAUCGCUAUUGGACUUGGUCACCAACGAAAAGGUGUAUAUAUAUGGACGUGAUUCGAAAUCUUCGUGGGCCAGUCAUCCAAAAGUAACUGCUUAUCUAAUGAAACCAUUAAGAUAUACUCAAGUUAUUAGUACCUUGUUAAGAGACUCUUCGUAUGUAGAAAAAGAUAGAUAA